AUGCAGCAGGUGGCAGUAGCCCCACGGGUCCCUGUACGCCCUCCCCUGACCCCUUGCAUGAUACUCUCCAUGCUGAAGGAGGUGCAUCUUCCUCCCGGUCGUGAAGCCAGACCCUUGCCCUCCUUCCAAGGCUGGGAGCCCAGCAAGUGCUGCAGCGAGGGCGGGGCUCCGGGCAUCGCCAGGUCUGCCCCUUCUGAUUUCCUGCAGCAGGUAGCAAAGGGGAUGCGGGUGCAGCAGCGCGGACGUGCGGCUACCCAGGGCGGCAGUAGGGUAAGCGCCGGGGACCCCCGGGGCCAAGGGUCCCAGCAAGAGGCCCGGCUGGGGGCCCUGGAGGGCGGCCUGUGCAGCGGGCACAGGGAAGGGGUGGUGCAGGAGGGCUCCCGGGGGCGAGUGGCCGGCUCCUUUCUCAUCAGAGAGAGUGAAACCAGCAAAGGUGCCUUCUCCCUGUCUGUGAAGGAUGUCACCGCCCAGGGGGAAAUAGUCAAGCACUAUAAGAUCCGCUCCCUGGAGGAAGGGGGCUGCUACAUCUCCCUCCGGGUCACCUUCCCCUCGCUCCAGGCCCUGGUGCAGCACUACUGCAAGAAAGGGGAUGGUUUGUGCCAGAGGCUGACCGUGCCCUGCAUCAGCCUUGCUCCUCAUAACCCCUGGGCCCAAGACAAGUGGGAGAUCCCCCGGCAGUCUCUCAGGCUGGUCAGGAAACUCGGAUCAGGGCAGUUUGGCGAAGUCUGGAUGGGCCACUACAGAAACAAUAUGAAGGUGGCCAUCAAGACCUUGAAUGAGGGAAGGAUGUCUCCGGAAGCCUUCCUGGGUGAGGCGAACCUGAUGAAGACUCUGUAGCACGAGAGGCUGGUCUGGCUCUACACCAUGGUCCCCAAGGAGCCCAUCUAUAUUGUCACCGAGUAUGUGGCCAGAGGGUGCCUGUUGGAUUUCCUGAAGACAGACGACGGUGGCAGACUGUCCCUCCCGAGACUGAUCGACAUGUCAGCCCAGAUCACCGAAGGGAUGGCGUACAUCAAGCACAUGAAUUCUAUCCACCGCUACCUAUGGGCGGCCAACAUCCUGGUGUCUGAGACCUUGUGUUGCAAAAUUGCUGACUUCGGUUUGGCCAGGAUCAUCGACAGUGAAUACACUGCCCAGGAGGGUGAGCAGAGCCCCACAACUGCAGGGGAGACCUUGGGCCUUACCUCCCCGACUCCCCAAAGCCUCUUGACAUUACAUGGUACGGCCCCAUGUGCAAAGACCUGA
Molecule: messenger RNA, 1245 nt
Organism: Lemur catta (Ring-tailed lemur)
Lineage: Eukaryota; Metazoa; Chordata; Mammalia; Primates; Lemuridae
Product: tyrosine-protein kinase Blk-like
Exons: 2
Biological process (GO): innate immune response; cell differentiation; cell surface receptor protein tyrosine kinase signaling pathway
Cellular component (GO): extrinsic component of cytoplasmic side of plasma membrane
Molecular function (GO): non-membrane spanning protein tyrosine kinase activity; ATP binding; signaling receptor binding
Source: RefSeq, a predicted model, not a curated record